Messenger RNA from Gigantopelta aegis, 7241 nucleotides. RefSeq names its product trafficking kinesin-binding protein 1-like. The record is from RefSeq and is a predicted model, not a curated record. The transcript has 19 exons. NCBI's taxonomy places the organism in Eukaryota, Metazoa, Mollusca, Gastropoda, Neomphalida, Peltospiridae. The coding region runs from base 913 to 3663 and encodes 916 amino acids.
ACAAUGGCCAUUUUUAAUUAAAUUUAUCAUUUGGCUAAUUCAGAAAUGGGCUAAUAAAAGGGGCCGCAUACAUUUGUAUUUUAAUCAGUUAAUUAUCAUUAAUAAACUUGUACAUAGCUAUAUUAGUGAAAUUGUUAUUUUAAAAUUUAUAUUACUGUUAAAAAAAAGAGGCACAUAAUGACAUAAAGUAUUAGUAACUAAUAACUUGAUGUUUACUUACAGUUUGUAAUAACAUUUUUAACAAUUCCUGAAAACGGGUACAUAAUACAUAUAUGUACAUACAUAUACAUGUACAAACAUAUACCUGUAUAUAUAUUUUUUUGCCAUAGUUCAAUCCACAAUACAUGAAUAUAGCAGAUGUUCCUUUAUACGAGUUGUACAUGUACUUACAGAAUACACGUAUGUUGACACACAUUGUACUAUAGUACAGUUACAUAUAGUGUCAUCCAUUUCACAAAGUUCUUAUAGUCGGUAACCAAUAAUUAUUAAUUAAUACAAAAAUGUUAUCCUCUUGAAAGUUGUCUGUAAAUAAUAGUGCUUACAUUCCACAUUUUAAAGUCUUAUUUCAUCAGCUGUGAAUUCACCUCUACCUGUUUUCAACUUCAAAAGAACUUGUGUGUGUACAUGUGUGUUGCAUAAUUAGCAUAUCACCAGGUUGUGUGUGUACAUGAUGUAAUGCAUAUAUUCACAUGGUGUGUGUUUAAAUUUAGACACCUUGACGUGUUGACACAGUCAGCGUGCUAUUCACGUACACUUUUUAAUAUUUCACUGUGUGACCUUGACCCAGGUGACGGACAGUGUUACCUCUGUGUGUGCGUGUGUACCUUUGGAGUGCUAAGGUGUCGAUAUGGAUUACGUGAUCCAUGGAUUAACUGCUGAUUCUCUCAGGAUGAUUUGUUGAUCUGUUUCAAUAUGCCUCAUAAACAGUUUUCCAAGAAAAGACAACUAAUCACCUGCGGUCCAGGGACGGCCAGCCUAUCCAGUCUUUCACAAUGUUUUGCACAGUCUGACAAACUGGCUGCUCAUGAUACUGGAGUGUGUAAUGGUGCUGCCGUGGACACAACCAAAGAAAACGGAGUUGUGGCCCUUGAUGAAAUUCCAAUGAGCAAAACUCGAGAUGUUGGAGUGGUCACAGAUGUGUGUAACAGCGCUGAUGAGGUGGAGAUAGUAAGUCUGAUCGAGGAGCAGAUUCCGCGAUAUCGUCUCCGUGCCGACACAACCACACAGUUCGGUGGCUACAACCACAAGGACUGGAUCAUACAGACGCCCAUCGUACCGCCCGACCUUGACCUCACGCUGACCGACGAACAGAUUGGAGGAACACUGGAUUAUUUUGGUCACCACCUAGAAGAUAAAAGUAAAAGAAAUGUAUUCUGGACAAGAGAAACAAAGAGUCCAUUGUUGUUGUUGAUACUAGUUUUGUGUGGUGACCGCCUGACCCAGAUGACCAAGACUUACAAUGACAUCGAAGCUGUCACUCACCUGCUCGAAGAGAAAGAGCGUGACCUUGAACUUGCGGCACGUAUCGGUCAGACGUUGCUGGAGAAGAACAAGGAGCUGGUGGAGAGACAGGAUCUGUUGGAGGAGAGUCUGGCCCACGCUAACGAGAAGGCCAACCAGCUGCGCCAUGAUUUGUCAAUGAAAGAAGAACUUUUACGAGCAUACUUUGACGAUGACAGCGAAUACUCAGAUUGCUCCACCCCUGGUGAAGCUCCUAAGGGUCUCCAUGCGGGGAUUGAACUGCUCCAGAAGAAAGUCAUACAGUUGGAGGAGGAUAACGUACAGCUCAGACUGGACAGCACCCAACUGAAGACCGCUACCAGUGACUUUGAGGAGAAGGAGAAGAAACUGGUGGAGGACUGUUUACAACAGAUGGCUGAAGUGAACAUUCAAGUGGAUUGCUUUGCUGAGGAGCUGGAGAGAAAAACGGAGGAAAGCACACGACAGAAGGAAGAGAUCCGAGCUCAUCUAGCCAAGAUGGCCGACCUGCAGAAACGCGUGAGAAAUCUGACCGUUGAGAACAUGGAGCUGUCUAAACACCUGCACGCCUCUCAGGAGUGCCAGCGCAAACUCACAAAGGAGCUUGGUUACCAACACGACCAGUACGAUGAACUCAUGGAGUUGCUGACCACUGCUCAGGAAGAACUGAAAACCCUGCGUGUUAAACAGCGUCCGGGCGUCACGCGUCAGUAUCUGUCGUCAUCACUUCUCAACCGACUCAACGACUCACUCGCGUCAGAGCUGGAGACGUCGAUCAGACAAGAACAAAGUCCAGCAGAAAGAAGAAAACAAAGCUGGAAAAUCUUUGAGACCGCUCGAGCGGCAAAGAAAGCGAGUUCGAAGAAACGAUUUUCAAGUUCGACAUCCCUCAGCCAGACCGGUGCUGACAGCAGUGACACGGAGCAGAGGAAAGGAGCAAUGUUCUCUUUCUCCGACACAGAGUCGGUGAAAAGUGACGGAUAUAGUGCUGAUAAUGACAGUAUAUACGGCUCCACCUGCAACCUUGGCAGGCCAGGAAUCCCAGGCUCUAAUGACCUUGAGGCGUCAUUGAAACGACUGGCUCUUCAGCGGUCCGGGGAGUACAGCGAGAGAUCUUUUCUCCGAGAUGAAAACAAGAGAGAUGACUCUUCCAGAUUUUUUAAUGGCACAGCACCAAACUCGACACCCAGAACUCCCAACUUAACUCCAAAAACUCCUGAUUCCAUAGGGAGUGGUUACUCCUAUCUUUCGAUGACUGGUAGUCAUAGCAACCCAUACUUCCGCAUCCCCGAGAAACUUCAGAUCAUAAAACCAAUGGAAGGUUCUCUGACAUUAAAACAGUGGCAGCAGCUGGCCACGCCCAACCUGGAGGGUAUUUUUGAGGAACGACCCGGGGUCCAGAUCAAGGGGGAGCGCAAACUCAAUCUGGACGAAGAGGUCUACAGACUGAGUGACUUCGAAGAAGAUGAUGAACCAAGUAUUUCAAGCCAACACUCAGAUUCUGGUUUCUCUGCAUUUUCAACCACAGAUUUGGCCGAUCGUAGAAAACCCGACAACCACUUCCCACUGUCCUCCCCACCCAGUUGUGUGGGUCUCGUAGGACUGACAUCAUCACCACUGACAACAGCUACCACAACGGCGAUGACAUCGACACCGAGAUGCCACGUGACGUCACUGACCGGCGGUAACGCCUCAGCAUAUGGCAUGUCGCUGGGUCUCGCCGCCAUUCUCAACGAACGUGACCUCGGGUUCACCCGCUCCACGCUCGCUCCCGGCCUGCGUCACGCCGCGUCCAUACCCACACACCUACACACCGCGGUCAACGAAACGUCACACAGAUCGACAACAUCGCCCUCGAGAGCCGACCCAGUUUCCGUUUCACAGUCACUCAAAGACCUGUCUGUCUGUGGUUUACCGAAUUCAUCGUCCACUCCAACAGAGGGCGCCGGUAUUCUGGAGAAGAUUAAAAAGACGGGGUUUUCAUUGUAUGGUUAUAUUGGCAGGAAGAGCUCGGCAGAUAAGACUGAUUCAGCUGGCGUCAGUACAACGGGAAUUAUAUGUGACACGGACCAGAUAGAAAAGCUAGACUCGCCCGUUGAUGGUGAAUCGAAGAGCAGAGUUCCGAGUGAUAAUGGAAGUGUGUUAGGCAUGUUGACUUCUUUCAGGCGAGGAGGAUUUCUUUGAUGUUUUAUUUCUAAACCCAUACUUAACCUGUGGGGUCAAGGUUGUACCUGUAGUCCUUCCCAGUCUCCACAGUCAUUGUUUUUUGUAAAUAAUUUCAGUUUGAUUUGAUGAAAAACCCCAAAGCAAAAGUGUUUUGGAAAUAAUUUAGAAAACAGUCGGUUCAGAAAUAAAUAACUUGUAGUAAAUACAGUAGCAAGAGAAUGACAUUCCCUGGUGGGAAGGACUAUAGCCUAAAAUAGCCACGACAUUCCCUGGUGGGAAGGCCUAUAGCCUAAAAUAGCCACGACAUUCCCUGGUGGGAAGGACUAUAGCCUAAAAUAGCCACAAGAAGUAAUAAUAUGGAUUUCUCUAGGUAGACAAACAGCAUUUUUAAAUUAAAAGUUCAUUUUGAUGGUGUUUGUUUGGAAGGGGUUAUAACCUCCUUAACACACACCCCACCCCCCACCCCAUCUAGGUAUGGCCCUGGGGUUUUGUUGUUGGUUUAUUUUUAGUAAAAAACUAAGAUUUUUUAAGACAAAUUUAGUCUAGAUAUCAGUUGAGACUCUUAAAAGAUAAUUUAUAUGUUCUUACAUUUGUUUUUGAAAAAUCAAAGAGAGUAACAAAAAUUAUACAUGUACUUCUCAGUGUCACAGAGUGAAAAUAUCACACUCGUUAAAGUAAACUGUGUUGAGGCAAAAUUCUGUUUUAUACAACCAUGGGGCAUCUUAUAUCACACACUCCUCAUUGAAUUGAUGGGCACUUGGGUAUCAUCGCACGUCCCCUCAAAACCAAAAGGCUGUAUGUUCAGCAUGCUUGCAGAUGUGUUCAAAUUUAUGAAACGUGUUCAAAAUUGCAUUAUUUUAAAUUAAUAAAUAGCUGGACAUGUGUUAAAAUCCUUAUUAAUGUUUUAUUCAGAAUUCAUGUAGUUCUCUACAGUUGAUUUACAAAUGUUGGGUUUGAAGAUGUUGUCUUCAAUUUAUUGAUUAUAUCCAUGUAGAGUGUUUGUUACUGUGUUAAAAUAAAAACUGUACACUUGAUGGAGAAUGCAAAACACCAGUGAUUUGUUCAGACUUCAUAUUUCACAAAAGCAUAUCUAAUACAGAAAUCAUGUGGAGGUUAGUUCAUAACAAUGAUCAAUAAAACUUCAUUCCCAGUUUUGCCAAAUUCUCAUUAGUAUUUAACCAUUUAUAAUGUGUGAUUAGUAUUUAACCAUUUAUAAUGUGUGAUUAGUAUUUAACCAUUUAUAAUGUGUGAUUAGUAUUUAACCAUUUAUAAUGUGUGAUUAGUAUUUAACCAUUUAUAAUGUGUGAUUAGUAUUUAACCAUUUAUAAUGUGUGAUUAGUAUUUAACCAUUUAUAAUGUGUGAUUAGUAUUUAACCAUUUAUAAUGUGUGAUUAGUAUUUAACCAUUUAUAAUGUGUGAUUAGUAUUUAACCAUUUAUAAUGUGUGAUUAGUAUUUAACCAUUUAUAAUGUGUGAUUAGUAUUUAACCAUUUAUAAUGUGUGAUUAGUAUUUAACCAUUUAUAAUGUGUGAUGCACAUUAAUUUUUCUUCCUGUGACACUUGAUUACAUGAUACCCUUAAAUGCAGUCACAAAUCGAAAAAGUGAAAUUGCUUUAACACUGAAAAGUCUGGGCACAUUUUCCACAAUUCCACAUUGUAAUAGACUCAUUUGUCAUAUCAUUUAUCAAGCCAGAUAUUAGUUUUAGUUUAUGGUGAAAACACACGUCAAGUUUAUUAAAACCAUAGUUGUGUUUGUAUUGUGCUUUAAGAAACAAUAUUAUAACAUGGCGAGGUGAGAUGAUAACUUUAAUCCAUUUUCUGGAAUGUUUGUGAUUUGGCAGCUGGGAAUGGGGCUGGCACCUACAUGGCCACCCUUUUGUACUGUAGGCAUCUUUGAAGAGGAGGUAUGCCUAUUUUACAAGAGGGGAGGGUCAUUAUAAAAUAGGUAAUACAACGUAUGUUUACCCGAAUGUUCCUAGUUUUCGGCAGCAUGAGGGGGUAGGGGGAUCUGGUGCCUCUGUCAUUUCGACCAUCACCACAUCUCCCUCCCACCCCCCCAUCUCAUUUUUCGUCUAUAUUUAUGUCUUAGUAUGCAUAAAUAUGUUGAUUAUUUGGGUAACAUACACUAGUCUGUUUCAGAUCUGAUUCUGUUUAAGAUUUUAAGGAAAUCACUCCUUGUUGAAAUUGUAUAUAUACUGACGUCCAAACGAAAUUAUACCAAGACUCUGAGAGACUACUGAAGAAAAUCCAAAAUAGGCUGCUUGUUUAAAAUAUAUAUAUUCAUGAGAAUGGUCUUCUUGGCAUGUUGUGAAAAAAUUUAAUUCCAUAAAAGAACAGACAUAUUUAACCACAGUUUCAUUUCCUUUAUUCAACUUAUAAAGGAAUGUAAAUCAAUAUUUCUGGGUAUAGUUUCAUUUGGACGUCGGAAUAGAAUUGAUCUCAUCCGGUCCUCCUAGAAAAUACCAGUGGUCACACAGUAUUAGUUACAGUGGCCACACACAAUUGGUUAGUGGUCACACAGAAUUGGUUACAGUGUUCAAACCAACAAUAAAGUCAACUAGGUAUAGGUGGUUGGCUAGAUGGUUUUUUCAUCUGUUUUGCACAGUAUGAUGGAUUAAAGUGUGAAAAAAAGUAGUUGGACAAACCAGCAAUAUUUCUGACCUAGCUAGGCUACUUUCCUAUUUCCUUUUUUUCCUGUUCCAUCCAUUACCCCACGACUGGUAAUGUGAAAGGCUGUUUAACAUCCAGUAGCCGAGGAUUAAUAAAUUAUUGCAUUCUAGUGGUAUUGUUAACUAAGUACAUUUUAAAAGAGCUUGAUCAGUAAGUAUUAGUUAUUUCUGCAAUGGUGUGGUAGGUGGAGUAACUACAUGACAUUGUCAGGGCUGUAACUAUUGGGGGGGGGGGGGGGGGACAAGGGGGGCAGUUGCCCUCCCAGAAGAAAUCUGGAAAGCAUUAUAGAAACUUAAAGAAAAUUCUCUUCUUAACCAUUUAAGGAGUUUUAGACUUUAAUAAACCAACUAUUGGUUGCUAGUUGACUUUUUUGUUGGGUUGUGUGCUGUACAUUGUAUGCAGACAUGGAUUUGAUGUGACUAUCAAUGACACAUGCUCAUAUUGUGCAUAUAUAUGUAUACCGGUAAUAAUAUGCAUUUGAUGGGAUGUUAUGAAGCAGUGGAUGGGUAUGGAUCAAGUACCUGUUUUCAUAUAAUUUAGUAGAACAAAAAAAAGUAAAUGUUUUUGGGCUUCAAAUGGGGGCGCCCCUCGAGUUUAUACAGGACUGUUUGAAUGUCACAUUACAGUCGAUCAUACUGUGUGUUUGUAUAUACUGGUAAUAAUAUGGAUUUGGUGUCAUGUUAUUAGUUACACAUGCUGUGUUUAGGUCAGGAAAUGACAUUAUUCGGAGAAUUGCUGUAUAUUAUUGUUUGUAAUCUAGUGCUAUUUAUUUAUCGCUGUAUAUUAUCAAUAUCGUAUCACCAUUUGUCUUUCAUACAAAUAACAUAAUAUAUAUAGAGGUGAGAGAGAGAGAGAGAGAGAGAGAGAGAGAGAGAGAGAGAGAGAGAGAGAGAGAGAGAGAGAGAGAGAGAGAGAGAGAGAGAGAGA